GAUGAUAAUUCUGUAAAAGAAGCUGUCGAAAGGCGGAAAGAGCUCUUAGACUCGAUUACGAGCUUCCAAACACUUUCUGGUGUUGGGUACAUAGGAACCAACUCAUACAAGUUUUAUACACUGAAAUAUUCGUAUAGACCAAUAAAAGCACAACAGUUUGCGGAGAAAAAUGGCUGGAAAACGUCGGAGGAUAUCAUCAAGGACAAGGCUUUCAAGAAACUAUCAAAGCGCAUUCAAACUGCUCUUCAAUUUUCCUCAAAAACUCUCGAUCAAGUAUCUCAUGAGGAUGUCGAGAAGGUUAUCACGUCCAUUGCCAGUAUUUUGAAGGAUUUUGAAGUUUAUGGCACCGGUAGUUUGUACGAUUACCUCUGUCCGAAAUGGGCAAAGCUAACGAGACGUUUGAUAGUCGAAGAGGUUCACCUUACUCAUCAGAGAUCGAGAUAUUACUGUUUCACUCCAGGUUCAAAACAGCACUCUCUCCAGAGCAACGUAUACACUCUAAAAGGACACGGAGUCUUGUAG
Acaulospora colombiana is the source of this 522-nucleotide messenger RNA. The record is from the annotation of a GenBank genome assembly. NCBI's taxonomy places the organism in Eukaryota, Fungi, Glomeromycota, Glomeromycetes, Diversisporales, Acaulosporaceae.